AUGCCGAGAGAAGACACUCAAAGGCUUACCCCUUGUUUCCAUCUGGAGCUCCUCCUAAUUCAGCCUCCAGAGACUUCCUGUCAGAAGUUCCUCAUCUUGUCUAAGAGCACUUUAGAUGGCAGGAACCGCUGCUCCUGCUCUACAGAGCCUCCUCUCACCAUCUUUCUGUCUGGAUUCAUCAGAGCUCCGUCCUUCAGUCGCUCGGGGGUGACUCCUCGAGGGACUGUCCUGGGCUCCCUUUUACAAACAGUGCUCUGUUUGAGAUUUAGUCCAGAUGAUCGAGCUGUUGCCGUGUGUGCUGGAAACAAAAUAUCCGUGCUAGACGUGGAGAAGCAGUCUGUGCUGGUGGAGCUGCAGGGACAUCAAGGCUCAGUGACAGCUGUGGAGUUCUGUCCCUGGCAAGCACACAUCCUCAUCUCAGUGUCUGAAGACAGAACCUUUAAGGUCUGGGACUAUUGUGUGGGAUCCUCGAUAUACAACUCAUCCAUUUUAACAGCUUACCCUCUCCUGAGUUUGCUUCUCUGUGAAGAAAACAGACAGCUGGUCACUGGCAGUGCGGAUGGCCAGCUGUGGAUAUUUAGUUUGUUGGAGAGUCACCACUAUCGCUGUGUGGCACAUGUGGACCUGAGGAAGAAAAGUGAGACUUUCUCCACUCGAAGAAUGAUGGCCAGGCAGGGCAGCCUUCCAGAAGACAGUCGGUACCACUCCACACCUGAGGUGGAUAAAAGGGAAGAAGCUGAAGCCACAUUCCCUGUCCUGAGCCUGGCACACUGUGACCUCUGCCUGCCAGACACCCAGAAUGGAGCUUUUUCCUCUGAGUGCACCAAAUGCCUGUGGAUUGGAAGCUCGACAGCUUUAUUCGUAUUUAACCCGGCAAGCGUUGAAUUAGAAGCUGCUUUACGUUUCAAGGACUUUCAGAGCCUGAGUGUCCAAGUCGCUGGGUCCUGUGCAGUGAUGAGUGAGACCAUGAGCCCCGAGGCACUGUGCGUACUUUCAUCUAUGUUUGGAAACAAGAUCGCUGUGCUGGACGUCAGCCUGGCUGCCCUGCUGAGCUCCCAGAGGAGCCCCGGUGCCGGGAGAGUGCUUUCCGUGCUGCCAAGCUCCUGUGUCCUACCAACCUCUCCACUGUAUUUUGGAGUUGUUAAGGAAAGCCUUCCUAAGCCUGCCAAUAGCAAACGACAUGCUGUGAGGAGUGUCACAGAGGACAGGCCCCUGGUUUUCCACAAUAAAAUCAGGUCAUCUGGUUAUACAUCGGCACCGCAUGGGACUAUGUUUUCCCCAAAGACCAACAUCAAGCAUAUUAACAAAAGAACUUCCAAAUGCAAGAACAGUCACAAGUGUAAGGAAUACUCUUUGGAGCAUUGCCUACCCAGAAAUCUCAGCAGGCAGGUUGCGGUGGCUCGGGAGCCUGUUGCUGUGAGCUGUCUGCAGUACUCAGGGGACGGACAGCAGUUGGCCUGUGGCUUAGCUAACCAUCUUUCCCUGGUCUUUGAUGCUAGCCUUUCUGGAAGACCUGCUGCUUUUUCAGGUCACGAUGGAGCUGUGAGCACCGUCUGCUGGAGCCACGACAAGAGAUGGCUGCUGUCUACAGGCCGGGACCGGACGCUGAGGGUGUGGUCAGUUCACAGGACAGAACUCAUGCUGCUUUUGGGUCCAGAGUCUUUCUCCAAGCCAAUAACGUCCACACAGUUCUACUACAUGGAUGCCUUCAUGCUGCUGUCUUCUGGCCCUGAACUUUGGCUCCUAAAGUACCACAUUGACCUCUGCAGGGAUGACAUGCGGAGGUAUAAACCCAAAAGCAGGUAUAAACCUGUUUUCAGGCUCCCGUUAACCAGUGGGGCAGACGUGACCACUCUGUCUGCAGUGAAUGACUUUUAUUCCCACGUCGUACUCACAGCUGGCCGGGACCGGGCUGUGGAAGUUUUUGACCUCAAUGUUGGCCGCAGCAUUGCAGUGAUACCCCAAGUCCAUUCUCGGCCUGCCCAUCAAAUCUGUCAGAAUAAAGGAUCAGCAUUUGCAGCCCAGCAGUCCCUGGCGUAUAAUCUUUUCCUGACCACAGCUGUUGGCGAUGGGGUUCGGCUGUGGGACUUGAGGACUCUGAGGUGUGUGCGCUGCUUUGAAGGGCAUCCACACCGCUGGUACCCUUGCAGAGUUGCGUUCAGUCCUUGCGGAAGGCUUGUGGGCUGUGGUGCAGAGGACAGACAUGCCUACGUGUAUGAAAUGGGCUCCAGCAGCUUCCUCUACCGUCUUGCAGGACACACAGACACAGUCACUGAGGUGGCCUUCAACCCAGCAGCUCCUCAGCUCGCCACUGCCACCUUGGAUGGGAAACUUCAGCUCUUUGUGGCUGAGUGACUGCUGGCCUGGUGAUAAGACUGCAGGACGAAAUGAAAGAAUUCAUGACUUGCCAUUGAGGCCGAUGGGGCAGUUUUUGUAGGGGGCCCUUGCUGGAUUCCCCUUCUGCAGGACUCACCCUCCUCUGAGCUUCCCUUCUCCUAGAAACCAUAGCCCAUCUGUGCAGUUAUUCUUCAAUAAAGAUGAGUCGGUGUCUGUUU
Messenger RNA from Alexandromys fortis (reed vole), 2555 nucleotides. It is a transcript of the gene Wdr27, whose product is annotated as WD repeat domain 27. The transcript is spliced from 24 exons. The record is from RefSeq and is a predicted model, not a curated record. The coding region runs from base 1 to 2355 and encodes 784 amino acids. NCBI's taxonomy places the organism in Eukaryota, Metazoa, Chordata, Mammalia, Rodentia, Cricetidae. Gene Ontology annotation, molecular function: protein binding.